UCCUAUCGAUGGUUUCUUAGCUCUAGUUUAGACAUUUUGAUUAUAUCACCGUCAAAUUCUAAAAAAAGGUUAUUAAGUUAGCAAUAUGGCUUUUAACUGGUUUUCACUGCCCAUUGUUAAAGCCGAUGAUGAAGACGAGUUAAUUGAUCCUCAAGGCGCACUUAGAGAAAAAUGCCAUGCUAAGGCACAUAUUGAGGCUUUGUACAACAAAUACCAGGAGUGCAAUGAUCGUGUAAAUGGACGAUCUAAAACAACUGAGACGUGCGUGGAAGAAUUGUUUGACUAUGUCGCUGAAUUAGAUCAUUGUGUUGCGCACAGUCUUUUCUCUAAACUUAAAUAGCUUAACAUGAAAGCGAUAAAUAUAAAUGAAUAUUAGCACCGCUUAAAAAUGA
This is a messenger RNA of Drosophila serrata, 392 nucleotides long. Its product is annotated as Ubiquinol-cytochrome c reductase 11 kDa subunit. Gene Ontology annotation, biological process: mitochondrial electron transport, ubiquinol to cytochrome c. Lineage: Eukaryota; Metazoa; Arthropoda; Insecta; Diptera; Drosophilidae. Gene Ontology annotation, cellular component: respiratory chain complex III. The record is from RefSeq and is a predicted model, not a curated record.